Cutaneotrichosporon cavernicola is the source of this 2670-nucleotide messenger RNA. RefSeq lists its product as uncharacterized. The coding region runs from base 1 to 2670 and encodes 889 amino acids. The transcript is spliced from 2 exons. The record is from RefSeq and is a predicted model, not a curated record. Lineage: Eukaryota; Fungi; Basidiomycota; Tremellomycetes; Trichosporonales; Trichosporonaceae. Gene Ontology annotation, biological process: protein processing. Gene Ontology annotation, cellular component: plasma membrane. Gene Ontology annotation, molecular function: metalloendopeptidase activity.
AUGGCAGAGCCGCGGCCAUCUACCGACCAGGAAGAGGACGCGCCCCUCCUCGAGCGUGAGGACGGCGACGAGCGCGAGAACAGCAACAGCGGUGUGAGCGUGCUAGACCCGACUCAACUCAACAACCGGGAGAAGGUCCUCGCGAUCCUUGUCCUCGUCCUCGUUGCCAUUGCAGGCACCUUCAUCGGCCUCUUUGCCAGCACCGAAGUCGCGCUCAAGAAGGAGCGUGCCCACUCUCCAACCGUCACCACCACCGUUACCCGAGACCUCCCCGCGCCGACUGGCAAGCCACCCAAGCCUGUGUGCACCACGCCCGAGUGUGUGACAGCUGCAGCGGAAAUUAUUCGGUCCAUUGACGUGUCGGCCGACCCCUGCGACGACUUCUACGCUUUCGCCAAUGGUGGCUGGCUUGAGGCGAACAGCAUUCCAGCCGACCGUGGGAUCUACGGACAGUUCCACUCCGUGGCUGACCGCAACAAGAAGACGCUCCUCAAGAUUAUCGACUCCAUUCACCUUGAGGGCGCGGGAUUCGACGCCGAAACUGACAACCUCCGCAAGCUCAAGGACACGUACACCUCCUGCAUUGACGUCGACAAGCUUAACGAGCGCGGCGCGGAGCCACUCCUCCCACUCGUCAAGGAGGUUGUCGGUGCCAUGGGUUCCUUCGACGUGAACCCCAUGCCCGAUUCCGAGUCGCUUGUCGAUGAGGCCUUCUGGGCCGGCUCCUACACGCCCGACUACGAAGUGCCCGAGUGGCUGCGUGCGACGGCCUUAACGCGCAAGGAUAUUGCCCACCACCUCCGCAAUGCUGGUAAGGUUGAGGUGGCGGCUCAGCCCGCCGCACUCGAGUUCGACGAGACCGUGGUCGAGCCUGAUCGCAAGCAGAAGAUAACCAAGGCACUUGCUUUCCUGCACGCCCGCGGGGUCGACGCCCUCCUCAACUUCAUCAUCGAGGGUGACGCAGGAGGCGACAACUCGCAGAUCCAGUCGCUGUAUUUCUACCAGUCGUUCGGUGGCCUUCCGUCGAAACAAUACUACAAGGAGAAGCCCAUCCUUGACCUGUACCAGUCUGUCAUCUCCGGCGUGCUCAAGAGCGUCGCUGAGGAGUCGCUCGCAAGCAACGACAAGCGCGACCUCCUUAAAGACAUCCUCCAGGAGGCUGCUGAGGAGGGCUGGCCUUGGCCGUGGCCGGGAGGCGACAAGGACGACCCGGUCAAAACUGAGCCCCUCGACAAGCGCAUGGACAAGCUCGCGGCCAAGGUCGUCAACUUCGAGCGCAAGAUUGCCAUGGCUGGCGCAGACCCCGAGUACCUCUUCAACCCGAGCUUCUCGUACAACCCGUAUACCGCCAAGGACGUCCAGAGGGCUCUUCCCUUCCUAGACCUUGGCGCGUAUCUCUCGGCGAUGGCCCCCCGCAAGUUCCCGUCUAAGAUUGUCGUCUCGCACCCACCGUACCUCAAGAAGAUCGCCAAGCUGGUUGAGGAAGUACCGGACCACGUCCUGAGCGCCUACUUUGUGUCCAAGCUAGCGAUGACGUACGGAGGAGCCCUUGGCCCGAAGACGGAGAUCCGCAAGCAGGUUAAGACGCUCAGCAACGUCCUCUCUGGCGUCAAACCCGGCACUGAGGAGAACCGGCAGGACAUCUGCCUAAGCGCUGUUGACGGAAUCGUUGGCUUCAUUGCUGGACGCGAGUUUGUUCAGGCCGCCUUCUCUCCCGAAGCCAAGGCCGACGGCGAGCACAUCAUCAACUCGAUUAUACAGGCGUUCUAUGACAAGCUUCCGCGCAUCAUGUGGAUGGACGAGAAGUCAGCGAUGGCGGCCCAGAAGAAGGCCAGGGCUAUCAUUCCUAAGGUCGGCUACCCCCUCAGCCCAAACACGACCGACCCCAACUCGAUCCGCAACUGGUACCAGAACGUACCGAUUGUCGCCGACGACUACUUCGGCAACGUGCUCGGUAGCGAGAUCAUGGACAACCGCCGCGCAUGGCUCACCCUCGGCCGGGAGCGCAACCGCAACACGUGGGAGAUGUACCCACAGACCGUGAACGCGUAUUACUCGCCUCCUGACGGCGAGAUUGUCUUCCCAGCGGGCAUCCUCCAGCCGCCCUUCUACUCGUACGACUGGCCCUCGCACCUCAAGUACGGCGCGUUCGGCGCGGUGGCAGCACAUGAGCUCACACACGCAUUCGACAACUCUGGCGCACAGUACGACGAGCAGGGGCGUCUGCGUGACUGGUGGACGAACAAGACUAUCAAGGCAUUUGAGGAGCGCGCGCAGUGCGUCUCGCGUCAGUACUCGAAGUACUUUGUCCUUGACGACAACGAGAACAAAGUGUAUGUCAACGGUAACCUCACGAACGGCGAGGACAUUGCCGAUUCGGGCCUCGCACAGGCGUAUGCCGCGUGGAAAGCCGACUCGAAGCAUCCCGAGCAGCUUCCCGGCCUGGACUACACACCCGAGCAGCUGUUCUUCAUCGCGUUCGGGCGUAUCUGGGCCACCCUCACGCGCCCCGCAACGGCCGUUGCGCGCGUGCGUACCGAUCCCCACUCGCCGCCGUACUGGCGCGUGAUUGGGACGCUUCGGGACAACGACGCAUUCCACAAGGCGUUCAACUGCAAGCCGGGCUCGCCGAUGAACCCGCCCAAGAGCGAGCAGUGCUCGCUGUGGUAG